This is a messenger RNA of Alnus glutinosa, 2934 nucleotides long. Its product is annotated as UBP1-associated protein 2B-like. Gene Ontology annotation, molecular function: RNA binding. Lineage: Eukaryota; Viridiplantae; Streptophyta; Magnoliopsida; Fagales; Betulaceae. The record is from RefSeq and is a predicted model, not a curated record. The transcript has 2 exons. The coding region runs from base 138 to 1502 and encodes 454 amino acids.
GAGAUUAUUUGGAUCAUUUCUCCUUUCCCCACCUACUUUCUAAAGAAAUAGCCGAAGGCUCGAAACGCCUCCAACGCUGCGUGAAACGCCCUAAUUCAGUCACUGUGGACAUCGCAACCUCCCUCAAAGCAGUAUCAAUGGCCUCCAAGAAGCGUAAAUCAGCCUCCGAGGAAGAACCUUCUCCUAAGCCUAAACAGGUGGCACCCAAACCGCUCCCUCACGAAGAAGAAACCUCUUUGGAAUCAGAAUCUGAAGAGGAAGUAGAAGAGGAACCAGAGGACGAAUCAUCAUCAUCAGAAGAUGAUGGCGUGGACUCCAAGCGAGACACAAUAAAGAAACUUCUGCAACCCUUUGGCAAAGACCAGCUCAUCAACAUCCUCAUAGAAGCCGCCGACAAAACCCCUUCCAUUACCGCCCACAUAAUCAAGUCCAUCGACUCUGACCCCAUCCACCGCAAGAUCUUCGUGCACGGCCUCGCUUGGGACACCACCACCGAAACCCUAACCUCCGCCUUCAAUCCGCAUGGUCCCCUCGAGGAAUGCAACGUCGUCACGGACAAGACCACCGGCCGCUCCAAGGGCUACGGGUUCGUCCUCUUCAAGACCCGCGCCGCAGCCCGCAAGGCCCUCAAGCAGCCCCAGAGGAAGAUCGGGAAUCGGAUGGCCUCUUGCCAACUCGCGUGCGCCGGGCCCGUGCAGAAUCAGCCUCAAUCGGUGGCUUCCGACGCCGGCUGCCGCAGGCUCUAUGUGGCCAAUGUGGGGCCGCAGAUUGCCGCUGAGAAGCUGCGGGCGUUCUUUGCCAAGUUUGGGGAGAUUGAGGAUGGGUCCUUGGGUGGUAUCGAUAAGGAGACGGGCAAGUUUAGGGGAUACGCCAUAAUUGUUUACACUUCGGUAGAGGGAAUCAGAAAGGCAUUGGAAGAGCCUGUUAAGUUCUUCGAUGGUAGCAAAUUGCUAUGCUCGGUCGCCACCGAAGGACGUAAUGCUAAGAAUAAGAUGAACAGUAAUAACACGAAUUAUGUUGCUGCUGGUGCCGCUUCUGGUAUUCCUGGUGUUUCUGGAGCCUCAUUGUCCCCGAACGGUGUUGCUCUACCAAUGCAAUUGAAUCCGGGUUUCGUUUCUCAAGCAUUCAGUCCGGGUGCGGUUUUAAUGGCUCAGAGUCCAGGUUUUGGGUUUCUCAAUCCAGUGUUGGGUGUGGGCGCUGGCGGACCGAUGAAUCAGGUGGGAUUCGGGUUCCCUGGGUCGUAUCCUGGUGGAGUGUCCCAGUCCUUGAACAGGGUUGGAAUUGCUACUUCUAUGGGAUUGAGUCAAAUGAGUGCGGGGUUUGGUCCACAGCCUGCUAUUAGUAGUAUAAGCCCGAGUGUGAUUGGUAAUUAUGGGUCUCAAGCCGCUUUGCAAGGUUUGGGAACAUAUCAGAGUUCCCAAUUGGGUCAGUCUUCAGCAGCAACGAGGUCCCAAACUGGUAUUGGAUCUGUUGGAACCUUGCCAUCUUAUUUGGGGCGCUAGGGGCUUAAUUACUAAGGGAGAUAAUGGACGUAUGCAUUAUGGAAGUAUGGUUAAAGCUUUCUAACGUGAAGAAGAUAGAAGGUUCUAGAGGAAAGUUGUUGCAUUUUAUGCUUGAAGAUAGUUGUUUUGUAUUUCAUUUAAGCCUUGCGUUUUAUGUUGUAGAAUGGGCAUUUUGGUAUCUUGUACAGCAUUUCGCCCAUGCUGUGUUUUAAGCUUUAUUGUUGUGUUUUGUUAUUUGAACAGCUGUAGAAAUUCUGUUGAAAUAUAUUCCAACUGAAUUGGUUAUAUAAGAAAGGCUAUAGGAUGGAGAAAGGGGGGAAGAGAAUAUUGAAGUUAUCAGUUAAUUGGAGAGUCAGGCCUCUUGAAGAGCCUUAUCUAGCAUUUCCCCAAAUUCUAUCCAGAUUCAUCAUCUUCUACCUUACAUUUCUUCCAUUUUUGCUUACUUUUACCUUGCAUAACAUCUGAGACCCUUACAGUUGGUAUCAGCCAACGUUUCUUCUUUUUUCAGCUUUUUUGCCACAAUUUUUUUUCUUCCUCUUUUCAUCUUCUCCUCCUUCGACCGGCAUCCAUGGCCGAUGGUACUCAUCUGUCCCAGCUUCAAGAAUCCAUCAAAGAAUGUCAUGAUGGGUUGACUCAACAGCACACCUUCAACGUCCAGCAGCAAACCUUCAACUCCACAGUGGAUUAGAAGCUCAAUGACCUCACUGAGCUCCUUCGCUCAGUCCUUCAGACUCAAAAUCCUCCGGGCCAGACCGUCCGCUUGAUGGCCGUGACAGGGGACACCCCCCUCCUUUUCCUCCUUUGGGCCCUGACCGUCGUGAGGAUUGAGAUGACCGCCGCAAUGACCACGAGGAUCGCUGGCUUCCGGAUGACGAAUUUCGUGAUAAUCCUUGGGGUGACCGGAAUAUUCACACCCGGACUUUGCGUCUGGAUUUUCCCCGCUUCAAUGGUGAGAAUCUGUCGGUGUGGACGUACAAAGUGAAUCAAUUCUUCAACUAUUACCAAACACCAUUAUAUCAAUGUAUCCGAGUGGCGUCAUUCCACAUGGAGGGUGAAGCCCUUGUCUGGUUCGAGGACCCUGACGAAGCAGGUCAGUUUUCUACCUGGGAUUCUUUCACUCAGGCUCUUCUCAUCCGGUUUGGGCCAGCUUAUGACGAUCCCAUAGAAUCUUUGGUCAAGCUGCGAGGGCUUAAUUACUAAGGGAGAUAAUGGAUGUAUGCAUUAUGGAAGUAUGGUUAAAAGCGUUCUAACGGGAAGAAGAUAGAAGGUUCUAGAGGAAAGUUGUUGUUGCGCUUUAUGCUUGAAGACAAUCGUUUUGUAUUUCAUUUAAGCUUUGCGUUUUAUGUUGUAGAAUGGGCGUUUUGGUAUCUUGUACAGCAUUUCGCCCAUGCUGUGUUUUAAGCUUUAUUGUUGCGUUUUGUUAUUUGAACAG